Molecule: messenger RNA, 3433 nt
Organism: Scophthalmus maximus (turbot)
Lineage: Eukaryota; Metazoa; Chordata; Actinopteri; Pleuronectiformes; Scophthalmidae
Gene: pax3a
Product: paired box 3a
Exons: 9
Coding region: 798-2255 (485 amino acids)
Biological process (GO): regulation of transcription by RNA polymerase II; anatomical structure development
Molecular function (GO): RNA polymerase II cis-regulatory region sequence-specific DNA binding; DNA-binding transcription factor activity, RNA polymerase II-specific
Source: RefSeq, a predicted model, not a curated record
CAAUCUAACUUUUUAACCCCAACUCAAUCAUAUUUAUUCAUUAGUACACGAGCUCUCAAAAUCUACAUGUAACUCUUCUUCCUAAUCCAGCUCCGUCUCAUUAAACUUUCUUCCUCCGUGUCCUGAUUCCUCAUCCGGACACUCAGGAGAAUAUCGUCGACAGCCACAUAUAGUCAGAAGUCACAUGAAUCUGCGCACAGGUAUUUAUUUGAUGGCUAAUUGUAGUGGCUUUGAUGGUUGUGCACUUUGUUAAAAGACAACAAAAAGGUGAACAAGUUGGGAUGCAGGCUUGUGACACGACAAGCUGACCUCGUGAGGUCAACCCAGACAGAGGGGAGCUCCUGCCGUCCAAUCGCAGAGCUCCUCCGGUCUCCGAACGUCCGGGUCUUUGGCCAAUCCGGAGGCGCAGCACGGAGUCAGAGGGGACAGCGACCGCAGAUAAAAUAUUCGCCUGCCAUCCAUCCUCUCAAACCACCGCCCAGCCCUCGCAGGACCGUCCGCAGACCUGCGUUUGCCAUUUUUUUUUUCUUCUUCUUCACUUUCUCACCUGAGCUCCCGCCCGCCACUGGGUAGCAGCCAGUCCCCCUGACGGUCUCUGGUGUCUGAUCGUCGGGGCAACCUGUUACUCGAGGAGGCUGCAUCGCGUCUGUAGAGAAGGCGACAUAUCGCAACUAACCCCCCCCCCCCCUCCCCCCCAAAAAAAGAAAGAAAGAAAGAAAAAAAAGAGGUCGCUUCGUCGGACAACAGCGACGAGCGGAGGCAGCACCGUCCACAGUUACCUGACAGAGUCAGGGACCAUGACCGCGCUCGCAGGAGGUUUGCCGAGGAUGAUGAGGCCGACCCCUCACCAGAACUACCCGCGGGGCGGAUACUCCCUGGAAGUCUCCACUCCGCUGGGACAGGGUCGGGUCAACCAGCUCGGCGGGGUCUUCAUCAACGGCAGACCCCUGCCCAACCACAUCCGCCACAAAAUCGUGGAGAUGGCUCAUCACGGCGUCCGGCCGUGCGUCAUCUCCCGUCAGCUGCGGGUGUCCCACGGCUGCGUCUCCAAGAUCCUCUGCCGGUACCAGGAGACGGGCUCCAUCAGGCCGGGGGCCAUCGGAGGCAGCAAGCCCAAGCAAACCGCUACUCCAGAGGUGGACAAGAAGAUCGAGGAGUACAAGACAGAGAACCCGGGCAUGUUCAGCUGGGAGAUCCGAGACAAGUUACUGAAAGACGGGAUCUGCGACAGGAACAACGUCCCCUCAGUGAGCGCCAUCAGUCGCAUCAUGCGCUCCAGGUUCGGCGGAGUCGGGGACGAUGACGAUGACGACGAUGUGGUGAUGAAGAGGGAGAUGCAGGAGAACGAACCGAGGACGAAACACAGCAUCGAUGGCAUCCUGGGCGACAGAUCCAGUCACUCAGACGAGGGCUCCGACGUGGAUUCAGAGCCGGGACUGCCCCUGAAGAGAAAGCAGCGUCGCAGUCGGACAACCUUCACCGCGGAGCAGCUGGAGGAGCUGGAGAGGGCCUUUGAACGCACACACUACCCGGACAUCUACACACGGGAGGAGCUGGCUCAGCGGGCCAAACUGACGGAGGCUCGAGUUCAGGUGUGGUUCAGCAAUAGAAGAGCCCGGUGGAGGAAGCAAGCCGGAGCCAAUCAGCUGAUGGCUUUUAACCACCUCAUCCCCAGUGGUUUCCCUCCGUCUGCUAUGUCAGGCCUGCAGCCCUAUCAGCUGUCCGACAGCCCCUACCCUCCUACCAUAACUCAAGCAUCCGAGCAGCCCAGCACGGUCCACCGACCGCAGCCGCUGCCGCCCACCUCCGUGCACCAGAGUGGGCUCAGCUCGUCAGCAGGCUCUCAGGAUGCAAGCUCUGCGUACUGCCUGUCUUCUGGACGUCAUGGUUUUUCAGGAUACUCAGACGGCUUUGCGGCGCCUGGGCACACCAACGGCGUAAACCCCGCCAUCAGCAACAGCCUCUCGCCACAGGUGAUGGGCCUAUUGAACCCAGGUGGAGUGCCACACCAGUCCCAGGGCGACUUUGCCCUCUCCCCGCUGACCGGAGGCCUGGAGCCGAACGGCGGCAUGGCUGCCAGCUGUCAUGGCUCCCAGCGCCUGGAGACUCUACCAGGCCUGACCAGUAUGCCCACCCUUCCUAGCACCCAGUCUUACUGCCCACCUUCCUACACCUCCCCAGCCUACGCCAUGGACCACCAUCCAUCCUACCAGUAUGGACAGUACAGUCAGAGCAAGGUGCCUUUCAUUAUAUGAAGCCCCCGAACAUGGCCUGAGCAGGAAGGAGGCUUCUCCUGGCUAGUCUGACAUUCAUCUCCAGAGAACACCCCCCUCACUCACUGCCUUUGCCAAUCCUUUCCAGCCCCGAGGACAGCAAGAGAGAAGUUGGGUGGGUACGAGGGUUGAAGUGUUCUCCUUCAGCAAGGAAGGAAACCAAUUGAGAUGGAGGUUAAGUGACGGCGAUGGAGGGGGUGGACUGGAAUAAUUAGGACCAAAGGCGCAGCAUCUCCUGUUACCGGGCACUCGCUUUGCUUAUGCGUCACGUCAUGCUCCAAGGACCCGGCAUGGUUUGUUGUCCACGCUGAAGGAUAAAAAAAGAAGAGGUUUGGGGAGAGGGAAGUAAAUACGUUCAAGAUUCUGUAUUUGGUUAUUGUAAUAAAUGGCAGAGAUGCAAGUUGAGGCGGACUUUGCAAGCCCCCUGUGCUUCUGGGGCCAACUCCACAGGGAAUCGAGGGGUGGAUUCUUAUGGCUGAUGGUAAUCAAAAGGCUGGAUGGUGAUAACGUGUUGUGGUCAGCCACAAUGUUCUCCUAAGGAUCUCUUCAUUACAAUUUCUUCGGGUGAUGAUAUUAACUGUACAUCGAUACGAUUCUUUCAUUGGACUACAGCAGGAAAAACCAACAGGAGGCCGUGAAUGGAGGCCGUGUGGAGUCAGAAUGAAACCACUGCAACCCAAAGAAAGUGCAAUACAUUCAUACCUCAUGUAAUGUAAAUUAACACAGAUCAAAUGUCUCUGAUUUUAUCCUCAAAAUACAUGCUCUCUCUUCUUAUUGUCAUUGGUUUUUGGGUUUGCGUGCAUUGAUCAAUCAGGGGAAAUCAUCAAGCAAUGAAAAACAGCAAAUAUAGUUGUGGUGUCACCAAGCCAAAAAAAAAUUCUCUGCCAGUGAAUACAUUAUUCAGUUUGACAGUUUUUUUUUUGCAUGUAAAUUAGUUUUCAUCAGGAACUUGCGAACAUUAGUUCCAUUUCUUAUUUAUUUAGCAUUCAAAUGUUAUGUCUCGUAUAAGUGCUUAAGUGAGUCUUACACAGUUUUCAUUAUUCAUGUUCUUUCUUUUUGCAUAAUUUCCAUUUACAUCCAUUUAAAAGUGAUUUUGUUGUAAGACGUUUUGUGUACAGUGCAGCACUAUUUACUAUUUAUAAUAAAGUAUCUAAAAUGAA